Aspergillus glaucus CBS 516.65 is the source of this 1035-nucleotide messenger RNA. RefSeq lists its product as uncharacterized. The coding region runs from base 1 to 1035 and encodes 344 amino acids. The transcript is spliced from 2 exons. Lineage: Eukaryota; Fungi; Ascomycota; Eurotiomycetes; Eurotiales; Aspergillaceae. The record is from RefSeq and is a predicted model, not a curated record.
AUGACCGCCCCAUUCACCCCCGACAGCGCAGCCCCCGAGCCCUCCACCCCAAGCAACAUCUCCAUCACAGCGCUGGCCCGCUUCGAAUUCGAAGCCGGAAAGGCGAACGACGGGACUAAGAUCCUCAUGAUCGAAUGGGAAGAUAGCAGGGCGGGGUCAUGGCAUGUGUUCUGGGAAGGGAAGAAGGCUGUUUUGCCGGCUGAUGAGCAGACGAGUGAGAGUACGAGGAGGUUUUACUUUUUGUUGCCGCCGGAUGUGACGAUUCCGCCGGCUGUUACGUUGGAGUAUCAUUCGACAUCGACAGCGACAUCGACAAGUGAAAAGACAGAGACGGGGGAGGAAAGGAAUACGAUCCAACUGAACCCGCUCCCUGCGAUAUUCCCGCCCGAACUAGGUGUUACCGGUCGGUCAGCUGGGAAAAAGGGCGUGUUGCAUACGAUAUGGGCGAAGAAGAGGCUGCAGGUUCUUGAGAAGGAGAUCCGGGAGGAAUGUUUGAGUAAUGCGGAGGGCAUUGCGCUGCAUAUGGCUGUGCAGGAGAAGGAGUGGAUUGAGACGCAUUUUGGACUGGGACCUAAUGCGGAUGCUGGUAAUGAUGAGAACGGAAGCCAUGGUCAUGGGAGGAAUUACCCUAUGGGUCCGACGACGCCGGUGUCGCCUGGUGGGAGUGGGAAGUUGGGAGAGAAGCUUAAGGGGUUGAAGUUGCAGACUAGUGAGCAGGGGUUGUCGCCUAGGGAGGGAUCUGCUGCUCGUCUUCUCUCGCCUCAAUCGCCAGACGUCGCCGUUUCGUCGUUUAAUUCCUUCCAUAACGUCCACAAUCCCAACCCGCCUGCGGUGAAAGCUGUGGCGCCGCCCGAGUCGAUUCAAGCGCAACAACACGCCAACAACAGCAGCAGUGGAUUCGCGUCUAUGAACUCGUUGGCAGGGCCGUCCAACACAGACUCUGGCGAGGAGUUAUUCGCAAAGGCGCUGAGUCCGAGAUCCCCUGAUCUACCCCGGAGUCCAUUCUCUUUUGCGCCGGAGACUCUGCAUAUGUGA